This is a messenger RNA of Tachysurus fulvidraco (yellow catfish), 1764 nucleotides long. Its product is annotated as hydroxycarboxylic acid receptor 2-like. NCBI's taxonomy places the organism in Eukaryota, Metazoa, Chordata, Actinopteri, Siluriformes, Bagridae. Gene Ontology annotation, biological process: G protein-coupled receptor signaling pathway. The transcript has a single exon. Gene Ontology annotation, cellular component: membrane. The record is from RefSeq and is a predicted model, not a curated record. Gene Ontology annotation, molecular function: G protein-coupled receptor activity. Bases 340 to 1296 code for a protein of 318 amino acids.
AGUGACCACAUUUUCCCCUCUGGCUAAGUGUUGCGUGCCGUAGGGUACGGCAUCAUGGACAUAAUCAUUUGUAUUUGUUCUAAGAGCGCAAGGUGGUGAGCAGUGGGACGUUUCAUUUGCCUAGUUAAACACCCGUGGUUGUAAUCCCUUUUGAGAUCAUUUUCACACAACACCUGGGUUUGUUGUCUGAACUAGCUUACAGCAACAUAAUUUGCAUGAGUGGAAAAUAAAGGACACCCUGAGGUGCGCUUCCUCGUGGGACACAGGAUAAAACGGCUCAGGAAAGUAAAGUUCUCAGACCUCUGAAUUCUGAAGCUUAUUUGUAUUAGUGCUUUCCACAUGUCAAACUCUUCGGUUUGUUGUGCCUUCGAGUCCCCUAUCCUGGACCAGGUCCUCCCCCCUGUCCUUUUCGUAGAGUUCGUUCUCGGCCUCACGGGGAACAUUUUGGCCCUCUGCAUGUUCGCUUUUCACAUGGAGAGCUGGAAGCCCAACUCCAUAUACCUGGCGCACCUGGCUAUAGCCGACUCUGUGGUGCUCUUCUGCUUGCCUUUCAGAGCUGACUACUACCUCAGGCGCAAGGACUGGAUUCACGGGGAUACCUUCUGCCGCAUCCUGCUCUUCCUCCUUGCAGCCAACAGAGCAGCAGGUAUUUUCUUUCUCACGGCUGUGGCUGUGGACCGCUACCUAAAGAUCGUGCACCCGCUCAACCGUAUCAAUCGGAUGAACCUGGGUUACGCCAUGUGGGUCUCUGCUGGCAUGUGGGCAAUGAUAGUAGCCAUGACGGCUUACUUGCUUGGCUCUCCACACUUCUACAAUUUCGGCAACCGUACACAAUGCGAGAGCUUCAACAUAUGCAUGGGCAGCAACCCGCUUUCAAACUGGCACAACGCUUUCUACGUGAUUCAGUUCUGUGUGCCCACGAUCAUCAUUGUCUUCUGCACAACCUGCAUUACAUGGCAGCUGAAGAGCAAGACGAUAGACACCUCGGGCAAAAUAAAGAGGGCCGUACAAUUCAUUUUCAUCGUUGCUAUGGUCUUCAUCAUCUGCUUCUUUCCGAGUACUGCCUCGCGGAUUGCCGUUUGGAUACUAAAGGUCUGGUACAACGAGUGCUCGUACUUCACUGAGGCAAAUCUGGCUUUUUACACUUCGGUCGUCUUCACCUAUUUCAACAGCGUCCUCAACCCUCUGGUCUACUAUUUCUCCACUCCGGCAUUCAGUGGGACUAUACAGAGCCUUCUUAUGAAACUCGGAGGGAAGAAAGCAGACAUGAUUCUUUCGACGGUAACAAGUGAUUAAAGUAAACGGGGAAAAGAAAAGCGUGAGCGUGUGAUAAAGAAAUUCAUACAACACUCUGUACAUGUCUAUAAUACUCCAGCUUCUACAUUUCAAAAGAUGAUAGAUUGUGAAAUACUGCUUAUCAUUUUAGUAGUAAUGUAGUACUGUAAAAAAAAAAAAAAAAUCUAAAUGAAUCUUAAUUUUAAUCAUAUUAAUUAAAAUAUAUUCUGCAUAUAUUGUAUGUUUCUUUUUAAGACUUCAGAACUGAAUAAAUGUAUAAAAUGCAGUUUGAAAUCAGAUAGUAAUGAAGCCUGUUAAGAAAUUCUUCUUUCUUUAUGUUCAAUAAAAUCAAAUGUAUUUUUGUUGCACAUAUAAAUAUGCUCAGUUUUCAAACCAUUCAUGAUUAUUUUUUUCUGUUUAUGGGGAAAACAUUGGGACUUUCCAAAGCAAAAAGUUACUGUGGAAAGCCUUGUUAUUAAUUAACGUGUA